AAGACUUUCAUUCUUCAAAGAAAACCCUCAUGCUUUGCAUGCAGGCUGCUGAGCCUCCUCAGCUUCCACUUGUGUAUUCAUUACUCUUUGUGACCCCCGCCGGCGCCAAGUGUCCUCUUCAUUCCUCUCCUCUAUUUUGUCCUCUCUCUCUCUCUCUCUCUCUCUCUCUCUCUUCCAGCAGAAUUCUUGCCAUCUCAAAGCCUGACGCAGGUUAUAAGAUCAGCCUAAAUUUCAAUCGGAGACUCUUGUGCCACUGAGGAAGUUCACCUAGCAAUCUUAGAUGCUGCAAAUGACACGGGAAACAUGCUUACUUCUUCUGCUCAUCUUUAUGUUCUCCUAUACAUCAGAUGCACACAUUGGUAUUGGCAUUGGGACCAAUAUUUCCAACUUCAAUGAGGAGCUUCGAUAUGAAAUUGGAUCUGGAAGGAUGAUGUAUUCUUUGGAUAAUUUUCAUAGUGUAUCUCUAGCGGGAACUGGGAGUUUCUGUGUGGCUGUUCAGAAUGCAGACGCGGGUGCUCUGCAAGCGGGUUUGAAUUGGGCUUGCGGGCCUGGCGGGGCGAAUUGCAGUGCAAUCCAACCCGGAGAGCCUUGUUAUUCUACUAAUUUGGCAGCGCUGGCUUCUUAUGCUUAUAAUGAUUAUUAUCAGAGGGCACAAGCAACUGGAGGGACUUGCGGCUUCAAUAACACUGCUAUGCUUACUACUAACGAUCCUAGCAAUGGCGCUUGCAUUUUCACUGGGAGCUCGGAGACAGGCACAAACUCUACAGGCGGUGGCGGUUUACCGAACACAAAUUCAAGCAGUGGCGGCGGCGGCAGUGGUAGCAUAAUACCAAAUCCAUCUUUUGGACCUUCAGGCCCUUCAGCCUUCGACAACAGCGUUUCAGGACUUCAGCUUCCCAAGCUUGAAUACGUGGUUGUCUUAGUGAUAUUGCUGUCUUUGUUCAAAAUAUAGAAUGCAUCUUCAUACAAGUUAUACAUAUUGAAUAGGAUAAAAUAGAGGUAAUUCACAGUUUGGCCGCUGUUAUCAUUUGAAGAGAAUGUAUAUUUUAGUAAAUUGAUCCUUUGAAUUUUGAUGGGGUUUUGGUUCUGUUCUAUAUGUGAUACAAUUUUGAGCAGAAAUAUUGUAAGACCUUUUAUUAAAUGCUAUUUGAGAAUUGGAGGGAUUUUGUUUUGAA
This is a messenger RNA of Asparagus officinalis (garden asparagus), 1175 nucleotides long. RefSeq names its product glucan endo-1,3-beta-glucosidase 4-like. Lineage: Eukaryota; Viridiplantae; Streptophyta; Magnoliopsida; Asparagales; Asparagaceae. The transcript is spliced from 5 exons. The coding region runs from base 281 to 952 and encodes 223 amino acids. The record is from RefSeq and is a predicted model, not a curated record.